This is a messenger RNA of Struthio camelus australis, 777 nucleotides long. RefSeq names its product SH3 domain binding kinase 1 (gene SBK1). Gene Ontology annotation, molecular function: protein serine/threonine kinase activity; ATP binding. Gene Ontology annotation, biological process: peptidyl-threonine phosphorylation; peptidyl-serine phosphorylation. The record is from RefSeq and is a predicted model, not a curated record. NCBI's taxonomy places the organism in Eukaryota, Metazoa, Chordata, Aves, Struthioniformes, Struthionidae.
UGCCGAGCGCGGCGUGAGCCGGCCCUGGACAGUUUUGCUGUGCUUUGCGCGCACGCCUGGACCGCGGGACGGCUCAGAGGAGGAGCAGGCUCCGGCUCCGGGCGCUUUUGGGGUGAUGGAAAGCAGCGCAGCUCCCUGAACAAAGUCCGAGGGCGUCCUGGCGUGGUUUUGCUGCAGCUCCGGCAUGGUGGCACAACCAUGAGUGCGGGCUCGAUUGAGCAGGAGCCGUCGCGCAAGCUGGCCUGCUGCGGGGUGCCCCUCAUCACCGAAGACAUGCAGUCGCUGGCCAUCCGCACCCUCUCGGGCACGGACAUCAACAAGCACUACGACCUCAUCCGCGAGCUCGGCAAGGGCACCUACGGCAAGGUGGACCUGGUGUCCCACAAAAGCACAGGCACCAAAAUGGCCCUGAAGUUUGUGAACAAGAGCAAGACGAAGCUGAAGAACUUCCUGCGCGAGUUCAGCAUCACCAACACGCUCUCCUCCAGCCCCUUCAUCAUCAAGGUCUUUGAUGUGGUCUUUGAGACGGAGGACUGCUACGUCUUUGCUCAGGAGUACGCUCCCGGCGGGGACCUCUUUGACAUCAUCCCACCCCAGGUGGGGCUCCCCGAGGACAUGGUGAAACGGACCCCAUCUGUGAGCUACGUGCUCUGCGGGGUCCGGGGUGUUCGUCUGCCCCUUCUGCGACCUCCUCAAGGCCAUGUUGACUGGCCGCAGUCUCACCUUCCAAACACAGCUAAUGAUACGAGAAGCACCGCGCAGGCAAACGGCUCUUAA